Messenger RNA from Trichosporon asahii var. asahii CBS 2479, 1272 nucleotides. RefSeq lists its product as uncharacterized. Gene Ontology annotation, biological process: maturation of SSU-rRNA. The transcript has a single exon. The record is from RefSeq and is a predicted model, not a curated record. NCBI's taxonomy places the organism in Eukaryota, Fungi, Basidiomycota, Tremellomycetes, Trichosporonales, Trichosporonaceae. Bases 1 to 1272 code for a protein of 423 amino acids. Gene Ontology annotation, cellular component: cytoplasm.
AUGACUGACAGUCAGAUGAGCGACACGGACGAGGACGUGUCGAGCGUGCUCCUUGCUCUCCCCGAUGGGCCGCUCGAGGCCGGGGAUGAGAUGAGCUACACGACCUCGCACAUUGGUGGCCACGCCGCCUUCCCGCCCGUCGACGGCGUGCCCAAGUCGGUCGACUGCAAGAGCUGCGGACAGCCCAUGCCCCUCCUCUCGCAGGUGUACGCGCCGCUAGUCGACGGCGAGAACGACCGCACAGUCUACGUCUUUGCGUGUCCCCGCCACGCGUGCCGAAGAAAGGACGGCUCUGUCCGCGCCUACCGCGCCUCGAAGCGCAACGAGGCGUACGUCGCCGACGUCGCUGCGAAGAAGGCAGCUGCCGAGGCCGCCGCCGCGGCCGAGCGCGAGCGCGCCCGCAAGAACCCUUUCACGGCCACAGCCCCCUCGGAGCAGCAGGGCGGGCUGUUCGGCUCGAACCAGCCUCUCUUCGGCGCCGCUGCGCCGAAUCCCUUCGCCGCCCCCGCCCCCGAGGCCGCGAAGCCCGCAGCGCCUGCGGCCGAGAUGGCCAAGCUCGAGAUCAAGGAGGGCGAGCCCGUCCUCCUCGCGCCGGCGCCGGCGUACCUGCCUGCGCAGUAUCUCUCCACGAUCGACGAGUACCUCCCGGACCCCGAGAGCGACAGCGACCUCAGCGACGACGAGGACGAGUCGCCCGAGCAGGCGGCCGAAUGGCGCGACGCAGACGGGUGGGACAAGAUCCUGCCCAAGAGCGUCGACGACGUGUUUGAGAAGUUUGUGCGGCGGCUCGAGACGGCCGAGGACGCCAGCACGCAGGUGCUCCGGUACGACUUUGGCGCCGUGCCGCUCGCGUACCAGUCCACGUCUUCUGUGUUCAAGACCCUCUUCCCCGGCGCGCCGACCAAGAAACCCUCGUCCGAGGAAGAGGACCCAGACCUGGGCGAGUACUAUACCGAGAAGAGCAUCCCGCGCUGCACCAAGUGCGGCGCGAAGCGCACGUUUGAGCUCCAGCUCGUGCCCCAGCUCAUCAACGUGCUCCGCCCCGACAGCUUUGCGGCCGACGGUGUCACCGUCGCCAAGAAGGAGGCCAGGGACAUGACCGAGGAGGAGCGCAAGAAGGAGCUCGAACGUAUCGCCAAGGGCGACGACGCCAAUGCCGACGGCGUCGCGGACAUGGAGUGGGGAAGCGUGUAUGUCUUUGGGUGCGAGGGCGAUUGUGUCGGCGUCGCCGAGGAGCACGUGCUCGUCGACUGGGAGGCGCUCGCGCAGUAA